CUUUGAGCCAGUCGUCAGUUUCUACACACCGCAAGCUCGCAUUAGGCGCUGCCUGACAGAGGUGACAGUACAGCAACAUCAGCGACUGCCUUCCUCGGGGCAGCAGCAACAUUGGUGUCGCUUGCUUAGGCGCUACGAGCAAGGAGGAUCUUGAUGCUACAUCUCCACUGCCCACAAGACAAAUACCGAAGCAAGAGCACUUGAUCCGCCUUCUCCCAAAGCUCUCGAAACGACUUCUGUUGUCUGCCUUGCUUCAUCUUGUAACGGCAGAGCCUCAUCACGCCGUCUUUAGUUUCCUAGUACAUACACAAGGCGCUUUUAGAGCAUCAAUGCCUUCGACCUCUCUUCGUACAAGAUCACAAUCGCCUUGCAAGGAGAGGCGGCGGACUAUCACCAUCAGCUCGCUUGCUUUCUGGCUCAUACUGGGGACCAGUCUGCUGCCACUAGUCCACAGUGUCCCCAACUUCCUGCCCUCACCCGAAGAGCAGCUCGUCUUGCCUCGUGGCUGGGAGAGGGGUACACCGCCGGAGGACGCCCUCAGUGAGCUCACCCGCCGUCGGUACAGCCACAAGCACGACCAUCCAGGACCCUCACAGCUGCAUCAGUGCCUCAAGACAGCCGGUGCAGACUGGGACCUUACUUCGCCUUUCCUCAAUGGUACGGACAAUUACUGGGAAGCAGCCCAAUCGGACAAUCUCCGCUUUCACUACCACCCAGACGCAAUCGUCUACCCUCGCUCAGCGCACGACGUGGCUCGAGCCAUACACUGUGCAAGAGAAAAUGGCAAUGUACCCGUCACUGCGCGUAGUGGAGGGCAUUCCUUCAUUGGUCUGGGCACGGGAGGAGAGGAUGGUCAUCUAGUCGUCGAUCUCAAGUACUUCAACCAUGUCGAUGUAGCGCGAAAUGGGAAGACGGCCAAUAUCGGACCUGCGGCAAGGUUGGGCGAUGUCAUCCUCGGGCUUUGGGGAAACAGAGGAGAACUUAAAAAGGCCAUUCCGCACGGAACAUGUCCCGUUGUGGGCGUGGGGGGACACGCGCUCUGCGGAGGCUUCGGACCGACAUCGAGGAAGUGGGGCCUCACGACAGACGCCUUCGUCGAGGCAACCGUCGUUCUGGCUAAUUCGACGAUCAUCACUGUACAUCGCAAAGACAAGGAGAAUACUCCCAAGGGCCAGCUACUCAAGGCCCUACGUGGCACAGGAGCACAAUUUGGCAUCGUGACCAACUUCAAGUUCGAGACUCACGACGCCUCUGGCCGUUGGACAUUCCUCGAGUAUCGCUGGUCCCCUUCAAUCAAGUCUGGCGACGAUAUCGCUCGCAUCAUCGCAGCUGUGCAAGGCUUUGCAACGGAGCCCAAGAGCCAUCUUCCUCGUGAGCUAGGGUUUCACCUGCAGAUCUCCCGUGCGAGCCCUUCUGACCCUCCAGGUGGAACCGUAGCGGUACACCUACGCGGGGUGUACAUGGGCCGCAAGGCCUUCAUGAAGCACAGCAUCAUGUCUCACCUCUUCAUGCGACACAUCCCAAAGCACGGAGCUCCGCAACCCGACUCUCUGAGGGAAGAGGAGAUGAGUUAUCUGCAGAUCAUGGAGGAAUGGGACGACUUUGGCGUGCCGGGCAACAAGCUCAACACGCAGCUGGAGCGGACUAGGCGCAACAAUUUCCUCGCUCGGACACAGCUGACUGUCGGGCAAAGAGGAUUCUCGGACAAGACGCUGCGCAACAUCACUCACAUGCUCUUUGACGAGAACUUACGCCACAUCGGUCGAAGCUCGUCAGAGAGUGAUGGGCUGCAGCAGGCCAGGUGGAACUGGAAUGUGUACAUGGAGAUGUACGGCGGUCCUUCACCACGGCACGCAGCCGCCGAGCUGGCCCACGCCUCCUCUUUCCCCUUCCGUGAUGGUCUCUGGCUAAUCCAAUCUUCCGUGGGUACCUGGGGUCACCAGUCCCUAGGACCGCAAGCACAUCGCUGGCUCUCUCUUGCAGAAGACCACUUCCAGUCCGCCCUCGCAGCAGAUGGAAUCGAGCGACGCUCCUUCCCCUGCUAUGCUGAUGCGACGCUGCGCAAAGGUGAGCAGUGGAAACACCUCUACCACGGUGAAUCCAUCAUGCGCGAACUUGAAGUGACAAAGCGGGCAGUAGAUCCAUGGAACACCUUUCGUUCACCCAUGAGCAUAUGGGGAACCCAAAAUCGUCUACCUCUUGGAGAGAAGCACAGGCAGGAAGCUCUUCAAGCAGACAAGGACAAAAAAGCAAAGUUGGAAAAGGAAAAGUAUGCAAAGUUACAUCCUGCAAUGCAAAUGGGGAAACAUCACGGUGCAACAAUCAAGACGACGCAGACGCAUGUAAAGGGAGUCAAGAUUUUGCAUCCGCUGCCGCGCUCCUUGCCUUGGACGGGGAUGGGAGCUGUGAGACUCUUCAUUUGUCAGGUGAGAUGAGUAAUUCAUGGUUGC
Microstroma glucosiphilum is the source of this 2450-nucleotide messenger RNA. RefSeq lists its product as hypothetical. Lineage: Eukaryota; Fungi; Basidiomycota; Exobasidiomycetes; Microstromatales; Microstromataceae. The record is from RefSeq and is a predicted model, not a curated record. Gene Ontology annotation, molecular function: FAD binding; oxidoreductase activity. Bases 330 to 2435 code for a protein of 701 amino acids. The transcript is spliced from 2 exons.